UUAAAGCUUUACCUUUUUUUCAUAAUUGUAGUAAUUAUUAUUUUUCCUUUAUUAUCGUCGUGGUCUCUGCUACUCGAAAGUAGAAACCCAGUUUUCCACGAGUUUGUUUGUGACCUCCUUCCUUGUUCCUAUUCCACAAUUCGCCGUCUUCUAAAUACAUCCUCAGGUAUGGCAGAGGCAGAAGCACCCUUCAGGCCAAGAGAGAAGCUUAUUGAAAAGCAGAAGUUCUACCAGAACAUUCACAAACAUACCCAUUUGAAGGGUGGGUAUGAUAGGAUUACCUCAGUUGGCAUUCCUCUUGCAUUGGCGGCUACCUCGCUGUUUAUGAUUGGGCGAGGGAUCUACAAUAUGUCCCAUGGUAUUGGAAAGAAGGAAUGAGAAUGAAGGGAUCUACAACAUGUCCCAUAGCUUUUAUCAACAUCUAAACAACUCUUUUUUCCUUUUUUCUUUCUUGGGGAGAGAUUCUUACUGAGAUCCUAUCUUUUCUGAAAAAUAUUGUUUAUUGUUAAUAAGUGCAUACAUUGAUAUGGACUAUGCUUGUAAGCUCAUGGGUUUUAUGAAUUAUGACUGUGACUUAGGGGGUGUCCUCAAUUCGGAUUGUUACAGAUUCUUGUGGAGUUUAGAAUUCCAUCACAAUUUAGG
Messenger RNA from Cuscuta epithymum, 642 nucleotides. NCBI's taxonomy places the organism in Eukaryota, Viridiplantae, Streptophyta, Magnoliopsida, Solanales, Convolvulaceae. The record is from the annotation of a GenBank genome assembly.